Messenger RNA from Saccostrea cuccullata (small rock oyster), 757 nucleotides. RefSeq lists its product as uncharacterized. NCBI's taxonomy places the organism in Eukaryota, Metazoa, Mollusca, Bivalvia, Ostreida, Ostreidae. The transcript is spliced from 4 exons. The record is from RefSeq and is a predicted model, not a curated record. Bases 12 to 617 code for a protein of 201 amino acids.
AUUGCUAACCAAUGCUAUUAAUAUUUUUAUUUAUAUUGCAGUGCGUUUGGAUACUUGUAGCAACAGUAUGCCUUGUUAUCUGUCUAACCGAGGCUUCUGGUGAUAAGAAAUGCGAUGUUAUAAAGUUUGGUAAAGGGAAGUAUGACAAGAAAAAAGAAUGCUGGAAGAAGGAACCUACAACGCCUAAUUUGGAGGCUACAUCUGUGCCUCAAUCUUUGAAAAUCAGGAGAAAAAUUCAGCGUGCGCUGAAGUGCAGAAUGGGAAUAAAGAAGUUUCUAGCUCAGAAAUCGUGUGACUGUGAUCCAAGCAAGUGGUCAAGUAUUGGACUGAAAAAUGUUUGUCCAAUCAAAUUCGAGUAUACAACAGAAAUUAAGAGAGGAGGAGGAAAAAAAUGCUAUGUUGUGUUUCCUUCCCGGCAAUGUGUAACAUUCGCAAAGUGCGACAGAAAAAAGAAUUGCUCGAAAAGAAACCAAACUAACAAGUUGAAAAGCGCUUGUUUGGCUGACCGAUUCCGUUACUUCAGCGUCUGGAUAUUCUGUCCGGACAAGCAUAGAUUUGAGUAUGAAACCGUGCUGUUACCUCAGUGCUGUUCCUGCAGAGAGUACAAGCUCUGUUAGCCAUAAAUGGAACAGCAUGGGAUCCAAUUGUUCUAAGGCUGAAAAUAUGUAAUUCUCUAGAGUUUGUUUCUACAAUAGAUGAGCCUUUAACAUGUUGCCGGAUUUUCUUUUGCUGUUAAAAUACAUAAAUAAAAGCAUUG